GUGCUGUCCGUAUAUCGCUCCGUACAUGUAACACACAGUAAACCCAUACACAGUGGCGUGAGUAGCCAGCCGCUGCACUCUCACUAUAACGUCUUACAUAACAAUGAUUACUGGCUAUUCGCACUGAGCUGUAUACCGCUUGUUUGAAAUUUGAAUUUGCCUGAAGUUCAGCCAGGAAAGAAAACGUAAUAAUUGUCAGUCGUUACAUCUUCGAAUACGAAAAUGAUGAGGACUUAACAGCUAUACGUCUACAGUCAGAGGUUCGAAGAGGGAAAAGGUCUUCUUAUCAAGCGGCGGAUAGGGAGCAUAUAACCCAGUAGCGGAUUUUCUGUAGCAACUUGCAUUUGCUGUGGUGCCGGAUUAUAAUUUUCCUAAUAGUCUGGGAGUUGGAUCAUUCCUAUAUUAAAAAACAAAAACAAACACAGAAUAAUUGAAAUGGAGAGAACUUGGAAAAUGUUAUAUUUGCAAUUGUUUGUUUGGAUGAUAUCAUGUGGAAUAGUAUUCGGACAAGGAUGUAACUCCAAUCCGUGUUUAAAUGGAGCCACAUGUAUCGACAAUGAGGAUGGGACAGUGUUCUGCCAGUGUGCGUAUGGGCCCAACCAGGUUUACCACGGGGAAUUCUGUGAGGAAUUGUUAGUUUCAAGAAGUAGUGAGGAAUGCUCUGAGCACUUUUAUACAAAGUCCGGAACAUUAACAUCACCAAAUUAUCCAGCAUUGUACUUCCCUGCAUUAGACUGUUACCAUAUCAUUGGUUAUCCGGGCGGAAAGAAGAUUCGAAUCUCUUUCAACGGGCCAAUUGACAUCGAAGAAUUUAAAGACGAACUCGUAUUAUCAGCAGGGCCUUUGAUCAACAUUGGAGUCGACCCAUCCCUGCGCGUUCUCUUCAGUGCUGGCCGUAUCGAAUCACCAUCUGAUGUCGAGUUCUCAUCUGACGUUAUUUGGGUGAACUUCUUUACAGAUAGAAAUGUACAAAGGAUGGGCUUUAGUUUUUCUUGGCUAUUUGAUGCCGAUGAGUGUGUUGGUGACCCAUGUAACCCAGGACAGGCUUGCAUUGAUUUAGAAUUCAGCUUCACAUGCGUUGAUAUCGACGAAUGUGCAAGCGACCCUUGUCUAAAUGGGGGCACGUGUUUGAACGGCGAUAACACAUUCACUUGCGUCUGUCCCACCGGAUAUAGGGGUGUCAAAUGCGAAGAGAUUAUUGACCCUUGCCUUGCCAUGCCUUGUUUCAACGGCGGGAUCUGUCAGUCAAACCGUCUGGACUUCACAUGUACAUGCGUUAAUGGAUGGACUGGCCCUACGUGUCAAGACGACUUGGAUGAAUGCUUGAGUGACCCGUGUGAAAACGGAGGCACUUGUAACAAUGGCCGUAAUAUGUACACGUGCACAUGCGCACCUGGAUGGACGGGGACUAACUGCGAAACUGAGAUAUUAGAAUGUGCUUCUGGUCCAUGUCUGAAUGGGGCUCAGUGUUUCGAGGGCAUCAAUGCCUAUACCUGCGUUUGUGUUCCAGGGUUCACAGGCGACAACUGUCAGACCAAUAUUGAUGAAUGUGCCAGCACCCCAUGCUUAAAUAAUGGUGGUUGUAUUGAUGGUGUCAAUCGUUAUAUAUGUUCCUGUCUGCCUGGUUACCAGGGCGUUCACUGCGAGAGUGAUAUUGACGAGUGCGCGAGCAAUCCUUGCCUUAAUGGUGGUACAUGUACCGAUCGAAUCAAUAACUUUGUUUGCACCUGCCCGCCCGGUUACACUGACUCAAUCUGCAGUACUGAAAUCAGCGAGUGUGCAUCUGAUCCUUGUGUCAAUGGUCGCUGCUUGGAUGAUGUCAAUAGCUACUCCUGCGUGUGCAACCCAGGGUGGACCGGUGUCAACUGUGACAUUGAUAUCAACGAAUGUCUAUCAAAUAGUGGGUUCAAUCCAUGUCAGAAUGGUGGAACUUGUGUAAAUGGUCUAAAUAUGUACACGUGUAUGUGCCGACCAGGAUAUACAGGGGUUAACUGCGAAGUCGAUAUUGAUGAGUGCUCUUCAAACCCGUGUUUGAAUCUCGGAACCUGUGUCGAUGGUGUCAACUUCUAUACGUGUAAUUGCCAGGAAGGAUUUGAAGGAACAAAUUGUGGAAUAGACAUCAAUGAGUGCGCUUCCAAUCCCUGCUUUAAUGGAGGAACGUGUACUGACGAAGUGAAUAGUUUCAGAUGCACAUGUCUUAUCGGGUAUCAAGGAGAGCGAUGUGAAAGUGAUACACCUGACUGUCAGCCUAAUACAUGCCUGAACAAUGGUGUUUGUCAGGAUCUCACCAAUGCGUUUGAGUGUAUCUGUCUGCCUGGCUGGACCGGAACAAGAUGCGAAACAUCAAUUAAUGAGUGUGCAUCAAAUCCGUGUCAAAACGGUGCUUCUUGCCUCGACCAGCAUCUCGGCUAUCUAUGCGCGUGCAGAGCAGGAUAUACGGGUACUAACUGCGAACAAGAAAUCAACGAAUGUCUAAGCGAUCCUUGCUUAAAUGGUGGCUCAUGCAUUAAUGGCAUCAACAUGUUCACAUGCAACUGCAUGCCAGGAUGGGCAGGAAAUAUCUGUGAAACUGAUCUUGAUGAAUGUGCAAGUUCACCAUGCCAGAAUGCAGGAAUAUGUAUUGACCAACCAAACUUUGCCUUCGAAUGUUUCUGCCAACCCGGAUGGUCUGGUACAUUCUGCCAAAUUGAUAUUAAUGAGUGCCUAUCGAAACCAUGUUUGAAUAACGCGACCUGCAUCAGUGGGGGCAAUAUGUACACAUGCAUUUGUGCCCCUGGAUACACCGGAACUAAUUGUGCCGAGGACAUCAAUGAGUGUGAAGGUCAGCUGUGCAGUGGACGUGGUCGCUGUAACAAUUUGGUUGAUGACUUCUCAUGCACAUGUGAACCAGGCUAUGAAGGUCGAGUCUGUGAGAAUGAAAUGGACAAGUGCGCAACCAACCCUUGCCAGAACUCUGGAACAUGUACCAAUUUCCUUACAUAUUACACUUGUGCUUGUGUGUUAGGAUGGGAAGGAGAAAACUGUGAUAUCAAUACUAAUGACUGUUUGGGAAGCCCGUGUAACAAUGGAGGAACUUGUUUCGAUGAAGUGAACGGGUUCACAUGUACGUGCACAGACGGGUGGACAGGUCAACGAUGUGAUGUCAGUAUCAACGAAUGUGCAUCGUUCCCCUGUCAGAACAAUGGAUUCUGUGUAGAUGGAGUGAAUAGAUACGAAUGUAUUUGUGCGUCCGGUUUCACUGGUGUCAACUGCGAGAGUCCAAUCGACCAAUGCUCACCUCAGCCGUGUGUUAACAACGGAAACUGUAUCAACAGAGCAACAUACUUCAACUGCGACUGCGCACCGGGUUAUACUGAGUUUGAUUGCAGUGUAGAGAUCGAUGAAUGCAAGAAUAACCCUUGUCGCAAUGGUGCUAACUGCAUCGAUCUUGUGGCAAACUUCAGUUGUAACUGUGCACCAGGCUACACAGGAAAGACCUGUAGUGGAGAUAUUAAUGAAUGUCUCAGCAAUCCAUGCCAGAACAAUGCUCGAUGUUUCGACCAGGUCAACGGCUACCAAUGCCAAUGUCUCCCGGGUUUCAUCGGGGACCACUGCCAGACUGAAAUCGAUGAGUGUGCUAGCAAUCCUUGUCUAAAUGGCGGAACUUGCAAGGAUCAAGUUAACGAGUUUACCUGCACAUGUACUGUAGAUUGGACUGGAUCACGAUGUGAAACAAGUUUGAGCGAAUGUGCAAGUGACCCAUGUGCAAACGGUGGAACGUGUAUCGAAGGAGACAACGCCUUCUCAUGCCAGUGUGCGCCAGGAUGGGAAGGAACAACAUGUGAAAUGGAUUUCAACGAAUGUCACAGCCUACCAUGUCAAAACGGUGCAACCUGUAUCAACGGACAGAAUGAAUACACGUGUGAUUGUACUUCAAUCUGGACUGGUCAAAGAUGCGAAUUAUCGGUUAAUGAAUGUGAAAGUGACCCUUGUCAAAACGGAGGAACUUGUCAGGAUGCAAUUGGAGGAUAUACCUGCUUCUGUGCUUCAGGUUGGACUGGAUCUCAAUGUCAAAUAGAUGUCGAUGAAUGCUCUAGCAAUCCUUGUCUGAAUGGAGCUACUUGUGACGAUCGAAUCAACAUGUAUCUGUGCAUCUGCGCAGCAGGGUUUAUCGGCACUCGUUGUCAAAUUAACAUUGAUGAAUGUGCUAGCAGUCCAUGUGUGAAUGGAGAAUGCGUAGAUGGUAUUGAUGGAUACACGUGCUCCUGUAGACCUGGGUGGACUGGUGUUCUUUGCGAUGAAGAUAUUGAUGAAUGCUUCAGUCAGCCUUGUGAGAACGGAGGGUCCUGUGACAAUCUUGAGAAUAGAUACCAAUGCAGAUGCCUUCCUGGUUUCUCUGGUCAAAACUGCCAAAUUGAGGGUGACGAUUGUUCUGGUGAUCCUUGUCUAAAUGGAGGCGUCUGUUUCGAUGGUGAUAACUCGUUUACUUGUCAAUGUGUGUUGGGAUUUACUGGUACCCGGUGUGAAACAAACAUCAAUGACUGUGACCCAAACAAUUGCCAGAACGGUGGAAUAUGCGUGGAUGGUAUCAAUUCAUUCACAUGUAUAUGUUUAUCAGGAUGGACAGGAACUCUCUGUGAUGACAAUAUUGAUGAAUGUGUCAGUAGCCCGUGUAUAAAUGGAGAUUGUAUUGACAUGGUCAAUGGGUAUACAUGUGAUUGCUUCCCAGGCUUCCGUGGUGUCACUUGCGAUGAGAAUGUUGACGACUGUGCGAGUGGACCUUGUCUCAAUGGAGGAUCAUGUAUUGAUGAAGUCAAUGGUUUCAUAUGUCAAUGUCCCAUUGAAUGGGGAGGCGACAGAUGUGAAUUGCAGGGAGAUUGCAACCGCAAUUACACUAUUCCUACCAAUGGGGAACUGACGUUAAGCUCACCCAACUACCCCGCCAACUACGAGAACAACCAGUACUGCCUCUGGCUGAUACAGACACCUCCAGGAAGCCAUAUCCGGGUGUCCUUCCCUGCCAUGGCGACUGAACUCAACUACGACUUCGUAUCGGUAGGCAACGGCAAGGACAUCAAUGACCUCGGUUCCCGCGUCAUCUACGCGUCCGGGUUAGACGUUGCACCAUCUUUCUUGACGACGGAUAACCUCGUAUGGACCUUGUUCACAUCGGAUGGGAGCAAGACAGAGAAUGGCUUUAGGGUGAAAUACGUCACCGUUGACAAUGCAGAUCUGAUUGAUGAAUGUACGUCUAGUCCAUGUCUGAACGGUGGUUCUUGCGUUAACGGUCAAAAUAAAUUCGAUUGUCUGUGUGAUCGUUACUACACCGGAACACUAUGUGAAACCUAUAUCGAAAUGAAUGCAUGCGCCAGUGAUCCCUGCCCAGAAGGAACCCAAUGUUACAGUGAUAUUGAUGGCUACUCCUGUCUGUGUCCUCGAGGUUUUGUAGACGAUGCUUGCCUCAUUUCCCCUAUGACUGAAGAGAGACCGUGUGAUGAAGAUCCGUGUGCUAACGGUGCAACCUGUAUGGAGAACGGUGACCAGUUUGAAUGUAUAUGCAAUGAUGGGUGGACUGGAGAACGCUGUAACAUUGAUAUCGAUGAAUGCAGUAGUGAUCCGUGUCUUAACGAUGGAACGUGUAUCAACGGUUUAGAUAUGUUUACCUGCCAGUGUUGCGAUACAUUCAGUGGUGACCGAUGCGAGACAAGUGCGGGAUCCACCAUCUGCAAUACAAACCCAUGCCAGAAUGGUGCCCUCUGCGUCCCACCUCAGGGUAAUGAUAUACAGUACACCUGCGUAUGUUCAGAUGGCUAUAUUGGAGCAAACUGUGAACUAGAAAUCGAUGAAUGUGCAAGUAGCCCUUGUCUGAAUGGAUACGAUUGCACAGACGAGGUCAAUGGAUUUAGAUGCAACUGCGAUGCUAACAUGGGACCUGAUUGCCGGGGAUCCCGCGGAGGCUGUCGUAGCUUACCCUGCCAAAAUGGAGGCACUUGUAUGGAACCAUCAUCAGGAGAAUUCUUCUGCAACUGCCCUGAUGGAUGGAUUGGUGAUGAUUGCAGAACAGCUGAUCCAUUGGGAAAGAUCUGUUCUGAUAGCACGGUAUGUCAGAAUGGUGGUAUAUGUGUCAAACAGAACGGUGUUGCACAGUGUGUUUGUACAAAGGGAUUUUCUGGCUCCGUGUGUUCAAUAUCUGAUGACGUAUGCCGAAAUCAUAGGUGCCUGAACAAUGGAACUUGCCUUCCGAUCUCAAACGAAGCAUAUGAAUGUCGAUGUGACCCGACUUCAUACGAAGGAUUGUUCUGCGAAAAGGAAAUUGAUCACUGUAGCUCGAAUCCUUGUCAAAACGGAGGAAGGUGUAUGAAUCUUCGAUCAAUCUAUGUGUGUGCUUGUCCGUCAGAUACAAUUGGUUUAGACUGCGAAACAAGACUCGUUGCCCCAUCACAGUCACCAUCGACAAGCCUUGAAGAGAAUUGGAUUAUCAUCAUCGCAAUUCUAGCCUCUUUAGCGUUUAUUCUCAUUAUCUUAUUGUUAAUAGCAGCCUGUCACUUUUGUGGCCGGCGAGAAAAGAAAGUAGAAUAGACAUUUUAUAUGAAUACUUAGAUAUAUUCGCUUUAAACCAACAUUAUGUUGAACAAAUUAUUGUCAUCCAUAUGGCUUGACAUUCGAUUUACAGGGACUGGAUCGUCUGAACCCAAAUGCCGUGAUGAAAUCACACACAAAAUUGAUAAAUACAUUUAGUCCACAGCAGACUUUACAACCGACCAGCUACCAUCAUAUGUUAGAACAAAUUAUUUCAAUGAUAUUUUCUAUGAAUAUUCAAAUAUGGAAAAUCAUUUUGGCCACAGUCGGAUAUCAAACUAAUUGGCUAUAAAAAAACGAAUUCGAUUUCUAUUCAUAGUGACGUCAUCAUGAUCGUACAAUCAGCUAUAAUAAUUUGAAGUCACUUUGGUCUUUAAACUGGCACCAAGGCUUGCGGCCGACCAAGUUUUCGACUCUAUCUUCUAUGUAUGUUCUGAACCUCAGAUUUAAUUAAGUAAAAUGUCGGAUAUAGAAGGUUUCGUGGAAAAUGAUACCUGACAAUUCCUUUCAUGAAACACCCCUAGGACGCUUCUUCAGCUUUUAUCAGUUGUUGGAGGAAAAAUAAGCUAGACCAGUUUUCAAGAUUAAAUAUCACUCUGCUGUCCUCGAUCAUUUUCUUGGGUUUCUUUAUACUUUUGAAAUAUGUAUAUGCAAAAUAUAAAUUGUACCCAUUUGUCAGGGAAUCUAAAAUGCAUUGUCUCAUAAUGUCCCAAAGCACUUUGAUUGAGAUUGGCAAGUCCGUCACUAUGUGUAGCAACAUAAUCAAUUUAAAAUGAAUGAUCAAUUCUAAUCAAAUGUACAUUUUUGUUAUACAUGUCAAAUACUACUGUAUCCCGGUUUUCAAUUGAUUUUUUUUUUAAAACACCAAGAAUGAUAAUAUUGAUGACAUAAUUUCAAUCUAAUGAGCUUCCAUUGAAUGUUCUUUGAUCAUGUUGACGUUUAUGCAGCACUUUCCUUUGUCUAGGUAUAGCAAUCAAAAUUGAAGAUAUUUGUGACAUUUAUUUAUGUUUUUCUAUAUUUAUACAGUUUUCUUGCACCCAAUUAUAUUGUAUGCGUUCUUUCCUUUCCAUGUUCAAAGCUCUGUUAAAAUAUUUAACUUACUAUGCAGUAUUUUUUUCAUGUUUUUUUCAUGUGACGGAGUAAUUCAGUACAUGAGAUAACUGUUACUAUAUUAUAGAUAAAAUCACGUAGAAAAAAGCUAUAUGACUUUUCUUUCAAAUAUUGUACCUUGGAAUGUGUGUGAUAUUUAGCAUAAAAUAGUCUGAACUUGCUCUCAAUGUUGCUUAUAUGUCGUAUCACUUUUUCUUCGUUUUUUAAAAUCAUAUUUAAAUGUGUCAUUUCUUUUACAAAAUUAUGUAUAAUGUUAUUAAGUUUUACAUGUGUUUUAUAAUCUCCAGUAUGUUUUGGUUUUAUAUUGUGUUACUUCUCCCCUUUCUAAGAAUUAGAAAUCAUGAAGUCAGUCAGGGCCGUUUUCGUUCGGGAUUUUUAUAAUUGUGCUCAGGUUCAAUAUAGUAUACGUGUAGAUUACUGAGAUAUAGCUAAUUCGGAUGUGCCGAACAUACAUCAUCUCUUAAAAUGAAAUGGAUAUUUGAAUAUUAAACUCUUUAAUUUCUUUUAUUUUGGAAAAUUGAAAUGUGUAUCUAAUUUUAUAAUCAAAGACAAUUUAUUGGAUCGACUUUGAUUUGAGAUUAAAGUAAUCAAAAUCAAGAUGAUAAUAUGUGAAUCGUUUGAAUAUUGUACAUAUUUAUUUAUUGCUAUGUCACGGAUGUUUCUUCUAUUAAUCUAAACCCGAAUUCAGAUUAAUGGUAGACAAAAUGGAUUUAUUAGCGUGCCUGUAAUUAUAUUGACGUUUAAUUGAUUUGGCCUCUGUCACUCACAAUCACGUUUGUUAUUAGAUGCAGUUACCACGGUGCUAUAGGAGGUUCAACUCACCUACACUCACACACACACAUUUACGCCCACCCACACACAACACACAAAUACAUUUUUUAAUGAAGUGUAUGGAUGUCUUGUUGUUAAUGACGAAAUCAUAAUUAGGGCAUGAUUCGGUGUUUAGUUAUCUAUUGCGUUGUUAUGUGCAUUAUGUUUCUUUACAUGCUAUUACUUCAUCCCACCUGCCCAGAUUUUGAUGAGAUUGAUAUUUUUACAAGGAUAAUCAGACAUUUUAAGAUCAAACUUUCAUGGAAGGUAUGGGCAAACAGAGAAACCGAUUGGUAGAAGUUUGAAUGACAGCGGAUGGAUAAUGAUAAAUGUUCUGGUUGUUUUAAAGUAAUGUAACAAAAAGUGACAGCUAUUAGAAUUUAUUUAAUUGUAUGCAUGUCAACGUGUUUAGAAAUGGUAAUGAAUCUAACUAAAAUACUCCAAUAUCGUAAAUGUCGUUGGUAGCAGCUAUUCUUUCAUUGGAAAUUUUAAGAAUUUAAUUACAAAUUAAAAUCGUAAAAUUGACCUUAACAAUAGUUUUAUUUAUGUCUAUGCUGCUAUACUUAUUCAAAUUUGACUGUUUUAAUACCUGCACGAAAUAUUAUUUACGAUUUAUUAAGCUACAUGUAUUUCUAUUGCAUUUUUAGUAUGUACUGACUGAAAAUUUCAUGCACAUUAAUUUCAGGAUAAGUAAUCAAUACCUUGCUAUGAGAACUGUUACAGACAGUUUAUAAUAAUGGUUUUCCCUUCGGAAGUGUUAUUCCAUUGUCUUUCACUUUUUUUUCAAUAAUCGAAAUUGUAUUCAUGUGCCGUUUGUAAUACGUUAUGAAUAAACUUUGCUUUUCAAGAAAUUUA
This is a messenger RNA of Lytechinus pictus (painted urchin), 9333 nucleotides long. Its product is annotated as neurogenic locus Notch protein-like. Lineage: Eukaryota; Metazoa; Echinodermata; Echinoidea; Temnopleuroida; Toxopneustidae. Gene Ontology annotation, biological process: heterophilic cell-cell adhesion; establishment or maintenance of epithelial cell apical/basal polarity. Gene Ontology annotation, cellular component: plasma membrane; protein-containing complex. The transcript has 49 exons. The record is from RefSeq and is a predicted model, not a curated record. Bases 436 to 6558 code for a protein of 2040 amino acids. Gene Ontology annotation, molecular function: calcium ion binding.